Hymenoscyphus albidus is the source of this 1553-nucleotide messenger RNA. The record is from the annotation of a GenBank genome assembly. NCBI's taxonomy places the organism in Eukaryota, Fungi, Ascomycota, Leotiomycetes, Helotiales, Helotiaceae.
CUACAACUUCCACUACUUCAUCUUUCAGCUAUCAUUUCAAAUCAUGACAGUCCCAAAAUCCAAUAAUCAAUCUUCUCUCCCAACUUCAGACUCCACAGCCUCAUACUGGCACCGCUCUCCCUCCAAGAAACUCCUUGGUCAUAGGACCACUCCUUCCCUACCUACAAAGGCAGAUCUCGUGAUUGUAGGAAGUGGAAUCGCAGGUGCAUCCGCAGCCCAUUUUCUCUCACAGGAUGAUUUAGGUAAAGAUCUUGAUGUGGUUAUGUUGGAAGCUAGGGAAGCAUGCUGGGGUGCGACGGGUCGUGUGAGUCUACAUCCCAUCCAUCCAAUCAAAUAUAAUGAAAAUGAGCGAGAAGAGGAGGGCUGACAAAACACAGAAUGGGGGACACUGUCAGCCAAUGGUCUUUGGCUCGCGACCUGAUAUUGCGGCUUUUGAAUUACGGAAUUAUGAGGUACUUAAGAAGAUGGUAGAGGAAAAUGGCAUUGAGUGUGAAUGGCGAUCUGUGAGAGGUUGCCAUGCAUAUUCCGAUGUGAAAAUGUUUGAAGCGGACAUCAAGCAUUUGGAAGUUUUGCAACAAGAUGCCCCCGACCUGGCGAAGCAAGUGGCGGUUGUCACCAAGGAGUCCACGGAUCCGUCACUUGAAGAUCUGCGUGUCUCAACAGCAGUAGGAGCUUUCGUCCAGGAAAACGCUGCUUCGUUAUGGCCUUAUAAACUCGUCUGUUGGAUGCUGGAGAAUCUUCUCUUCAAUUCGGAAACAAAACUCAAUUUGCAAACUAAAACACCAGUAACACGUCUUCAAAAGGUUCAAGAUGGAUCUUGGAUGGUUCACACAGACCGGGGAAUGAUCGCAACGAAAAAGGUGCUAUUAACGACAAAUGCAUAUACCUCUCGUCUCCUCCCCCAGUUUAGCGACCUCAUCGUCCCAGUACAGGGAGAAAUGAGUGCCCUCCUCCCACCAAGCGCCAUGAGUCCCAAGUCCUCCACGCAUAAGCCUCUACAACAUAGCUAUGGUUUUAUGGGAUAUGAUAAUGUGAAGAUGAUCUAUACGUCCGAUUACCUUAUCCAACGACCCUUUUCCUCAUCUUCCUCAGAUGUGGAAAGCGGUGGUGAACUGAUGUUUGGAGGGGGGCGUCAACUAGGUGCACAGGCGGGAAUUGGCAUCUCAGACGAUUCUUUUAUUUCGGAGCCUGUUGCGAGUUAUCUGAGACGGGAACUUGUCAGUGCUCUAGAUUUGCAGACUGGGCCGGAGGUAAGUGAAUUGGAGGCUACAUAUGAAUGGAGUGGGAUUAUGGGGUAUAGUCGUGAUGGGAGACCGUGGGUUGGAGAAGUGAGUGAGGAGUUGGGUGGAGAAGAGGGGUUGUUUUUAUGUGCUGGCUUUACUGGACAUGGGAUGCCGAAUGCGUGUCUGAGUGCGAAGGGCGCUGUAGACUUGAUGUUGGGGAAGGAGGAGGUUGAUGUACCGAAAUCUGAUAGGAUCAGUGCGGGGAGGCUGUUGGAGGUUAGAGGGGGUGAUGAGGUUGGGGUUAAGGAUAUGAAGGGCUUUUAUGUUUGA